Molecule: messenger RNA, 1611 nt
Organism: Pundamilia nyererei
Lineage: Eukaryota; Metazoa; Chordata; Actinopteri; Cichliformes; Cichlidae
Product: growth/differentiation factor 8-like
Exons: 3
Coding region: 57-1145 (362 amino acids)
Cellular component (GO): extracellular region
Molecular function (GO): growth factor activity; cytokine activity
Source: RefSeq, a predicted model, not a curated record
CUGGGGGGACAGGCUCACAUCAGACGGCGUCACUGCGCUCACUUCUUCUCUCCAGCAUGCUCCUCUCGCUCUGCCUGAGCGUUUCCGUUAUCUUCUUUUCCUCUUCGGGUUUUGCCAUGGAGAUGAACCAGACCUCCAAGUUGCUGGGGGAGAGCGGAGAGCAGUGUUCAGCCUGCGACUUCCGGGAGCACAGCAAGCAGAUGAGGCUCCACAGCAUCAAGUCGCAAAUCCUCAGCAUCCUGCGCCUGGAGCAGGCGCCCAACAUCAGCCGCGAUAUGAUCCGCCAGCUGAUCCCCAAAGCGCCUCCUCUGACACAGCUGCUGGACCAGUAUGAUCCGCGGGUGGAGGACGAAGACCACGCAACCACGGAGACCAUCAUCACAAUGGCAACAACGCACAAUCCAAUCGCCCAGGACGAAUUGUCCUGUUGUCUGUUCAGCCUCAGUCCAAAGAUUCAGCCCAAAAACAUCCUGAGCGCUCAGCUGUGGGUUCACCUGCGGCCUGCUGACGUGGUUACCACCGUCUUCCUGCAGGUCUCCCGCCUCAAACCUGGCAAGGAGGGAAACAGCACCCGCGUCCGGGUUCGCUCCCUGAAAAUUGACACUGACGCUGGUGCUGGCUCCUGGCAGAGCAUCGACAUCAAGUCUCUGCUGCAGGCUUGGCUGCGUCAACCAGAAACCAACUAUGGCAUAGAAAUCAACGCCUACGACUCCAAAGGAGAAGAUCUGGCCGUUACUUCAGCAGAGCCUGGAGAGGAAGGACUGCAACCCUUCAUCGAGGUCAAGAUCCUCGACAACCUCAAGAGAUCCCGUCGUGACUCGGGUCUCAACUGUGAUGAAGAGUCUGUGGAGACACGCUGCUGUAGAUACCCACUCACCGUUGACUUUGAGGAGUUUGGGUGGGACUGGAUUAUCGCGCCCAAACGCUACCGAGCAAACUACUGCUCAGGGGAGUGUGAGUUCCUGCACCUGCAGCAGUACCCACAUGCACACCUGGUGAACAAGGCUAACCCACGGGGUACAGCUGGGCCCUGCUGCACACCCACCAAGAUGUCACCCAUUAACAUGCUCUAUUUCAACCGCAAGGAGCAGAUCAUCUAUGGAAAGAUCCACUCCAUGGUGGUUGACCACUGUGGCUGCUCUUGAGGAUAUCACGCAUCCGUGAGGGUGAAACGUCUAACAGAAAUGAUGCAAAGAUUUCAAAUAUUGCACUUUUUUUUUUCAGUUUGAUUUAGUAGUUUAAGAAAAGCAGCCAAUAAACAGGUUCCAAAGAUGCUAAAAAACAUCCAAAACAAUGAAAUAAGUCAUUUCAGUUAUUCAGUUUUGGUCUUUGUGUUCUAAUCCAAACAAAAAUUGACCAAACAGGAUGCAAACACACAUCAAAAACAAACCAACAGCGAGCCCAGAAAUACUCAAAAGCCGCACAAAUUUAUUCAUAUAAUGAUUGCUUACUUUUUAUAUAUGUAACUGCUGUGCUAUAAACCUGUAAAAACAAUUUAACACAGCAUUUAAGCAUUUUAAGCAUUUAACACACUCAGUAGAUACAGAGUAAGAAGCUCAUUCAUUUUAUGUCCGAAUGUAAAAUGAAGCAAUGCAACCAAAUUUAAAAAAA